Gavialis gangeticus (Gharial) is the source of this 3828-nucleotide messenger RNA. RefSeq names its product DEAD-box helicase 31 (gene DDX31). Gene Ontology annotation, molecular function: nucleic acid binding; ATP binding. Gene Ontology annotation, cellular component: nucleus. NCBI's taxonomy places the organism in Eukaryota, Metazoa, Chordata, Crocodylia, Gavialidae. The record is from RefSeq and is a predicted model, not a curated record. The coding region runs from base 1 to 2085 and encodes 694 amino acids. Gene Ontology annotation, biological process: ribosome biogenesis. The transcript has 20 exons.
AUGGCGAGGAAGCAGAAUAAGGCUCUGAAAAGAACGCCCCAAUGGACGGACAAUGGUACGCCCACAAAGAGGAAACGCACGCUGCCUGCAUCCUCUCCGCUCAAGAAUUGCGCUAAGGCGGUUGAUGUGAGUGGGAAUGGAAAUUUGGCAUCAGCAUUUGUUCCAAAGAAGCACCCGACUGACAGGCAGGAUGAGAGCACGAGACCUUUUAUUAAGACAUCCAGCUUGUUUAAAAACAACCCCAAGAUUCCAGAAAUCCCCAGAGGUACAGUGCAGCUGGUGCAAGAAAAGGUUUUCACUUCAGAUUCUUUCACCCAGCUGGAUCUUCAUCCCCAUCUGGUAUCCACAAUAACCACUGUUUUGAAGAUGUCUAGUAUGACUAGUGUCCAGAAGCAAACUAUUCCUGUGCUGCUCCAAGGCAAGGAUGCCCUGGUGAGAUCCCAGACAGGUUCAGGUAAAACUCUGGCCUAUGGUGUCCCACUGGUUCAGUCCUUGCAGGGGAUGAAGUCAAAAAUACAGCGCAGUGAUGGGCCUUAUGCACUUAUAUUGGUUCCAACAAGAGAGCUAGUAUUACAGAGUUUUGAUACAGUCCAGAAAUUGCUUAAGCCAUUUACCUGGAUUGUGCCUGGAGUGCUAAUGGGGGGAGAAAAGAGGAAAUCGGAAAAAGCCAGAUUACGUAAAGGAAUAAAUAUUCUCAUUUCAACUCCUGGCCGCCUGGUUGAUCACAUUAAGUCAACAAAGUGCAUUCACUUCCAUCGUACCCAAUGGCUGGUUCUCGAUGAGGCAGACAGGAUCCUGGACAUGGGCUUUGAGAAGGAUGUGACUGUCAUACUUAAUGCCUUAAAUGCAGAGAGUGAGAGGCGGCAGACUGUCUUGCUCUCUGCCACGCUCGCACAAGGUGUAACGAGGUUGGCUGAUAUCAGUCUGAACGAUCCAGUCAGCAUUUCUGUUGUGGAUGAAACCUGGGACAGAACUGAACCUGAGCUGGAACCAGUUCAAGGAGCAGUUUGUUCCCCAGUUAACAUGGGGACCAGCAGCUUUGCUGUACCAGAGAAGCUCAAGCAGCAUGUGGUGGUUGUUCCCAGCAAGCUGAGGCUUGUCACCUUAUCAGCUUUUAUCCUCGGGAAGUGCAAGUUUGAAAAAUGCCACAAGAUGAUCAUCUUUUUCUCGAGCUGUGAGCAAGUGGAAUUCCACCAUGAACUCUUCCUAAAAGUCCUGUUGGGAGGUGCAGAGUCUGACCAGCCUGGGCAUCCACUGCCUCCAUUGCCAGGCCUGAGGUUCCUUCGACUACAUGGCAACAUGGACCAGGAGGAAAGGACUGCGGUAUUCCAGGAGUUCCUGCAGGCCAAGAUUGGCAUCUUACUUUGCACAGAUGUUGCUGCCCGUGGGUUGGACCUGCCUCAAGUCACCUGGAUUGUUCAGUACAACGCUCCGGUUUCACCUGCGGAAUACGUCCACCGGAUCGGAAGGACGGCUCGGAUUGGCUGUCACGGGAACAGCCUGCUCAUCCUGAUUCCUUCGGAGGCAGAAUAUGUCAACUCGCUGGCUUCUCACAAGAUUAAGGUCUCAGAAAUGAAGAUGGAGGACAUUUUGGCCAACUUAAUGAAGGAUGAUCGUUUCAAGGGGCGCCAAUGGGGAAACAAAAAAUCCCGUGGCACAAACCCCCAGGAAGUGCGGGAGCGGGCAACGGUCUUGCAGACGGAAUUUGAAAAUUACGUGCACUCCAGCGGAGAAAAGGUCCGGUGGGCAAAGAAAGCCCUGCAGUCCUUCCUUCGUGCAUAUACCACCUACCCCAAGAGCCUAAAGCACAUCUUCCACAUCAAAGCCCUCCACCUGGGCCAUGUUGCCAAGACCUUUGGCCUGAGAGACGCUCCCCAGAACCUCAAUACCUCUGUGGCUGCCAGCUCCAAGAAGAAAACUAAACUCAAGCCACAAAGGCCCGACCUUCACAAGAGGACCCAAGGCAAGCGCCGCCUUGCUGAAAUCUUGCGCUCUGAAUAUUCAAGUGGGAUGGACUCUAAUGUAUCCAAGGUCAAGAGGAAGAAAAGACACAGAAAACCUGGCAACCAGGAAACGCUGAGCUGAACUGGGAGUUUCCAAUCCUCUGCUACAAAAACUGGUUCCAGAGAACGCCGGGGACAGAGUGACAUGUAAAGCAAACUGACGAGCAUCGGGAUUUAGCAGAGAAUUGUUCAAAGGCUUAAAGCCUUGGGGAGCUGAGCCUUACAGGAUGAAUGGGACUGAAUUCAGACACGUCCUGUUCUCAGCAAAGAAUGCUCCGUUCCAAUUAAAUGCAGCUUCCCGGAGAUGCGCUAAGUUUCCAAGUUCUGCGGUUUUAACUCCGUGACAAUUUGCUUUUGUUAGGAAAAUUUCAGAGAGGUGAGCUGCAGCGUAGAGGGCAACAUACGAGCGCCCUGCCAAUAAGUGCACUUCACCUGGGUUGAGAAAGGAACUGAAUUCACAGGAGUGAUUGUUUUAAAAGCCUAUAGGGACUAAUGCCUCUUUUUUUAACCACAGAAAGUUAAAUUAACUCAGUGAGUGUUCGCCCCAAGGGCCAGGUAUAACCACUCGUCCUCUGUAGGGACCUGUUCAUUUCACUCUGGCUCUCCAGAGAGGCAAAUGCUGCUCAGUGUGAGCAGAGGUAGCGAAGUCUGACCCUUGUUUGCUUAGUCUGCGUUUAACAAGCAUGGGACCCUUUGUCAGCCCUGUAGUGUCAGUGGUGUGGGGGCCGUACCUUGAUGGCGCUCAAGGUAAUGGCAAAGCUCCCAUUUACUUGGGAGAAGGAUUUGUUCCUGUCUGUAACCAGACACAGGCCACAUGAUACAGUUGUGAGUGAGUCCUUGCUCAAGCAAUCUUUAAAAGUAGGACUGGGCCCGAGUCAUUGAGGAUGGAGCUGUUCUGUGUUGCAAAAAGCAUCUCCCAUCUCAGCACACUGAAGGCUUUGCAGAGUAUUUCUAAUGCUUGCCAAUAAUCCAUCAUUUUGGAAAGGCGUUACUCCCUCUGAGAAGUGUAGUUAAUCAACCCUUACUGCAGCUCUUUUUAAAUAUCCAUUCCCCCUUUCAGAGCCUUUUCUGGCCUAGUUGACAUUUCUCUCUGUUUCUUCCCUGUUUUUUGCCUUUGAAGCAGGAAGACAUCAGUAGCUUGGGCUUUUUCCUUUCUUCAUUCCCAGUCAGGUCCUGGUAGGGCUGGGAGUGCUAUGGUGUGCUCCAAGCCAGGCUGUAUUUGGGCCUCAUUCAUCAUUACCCUGCACGCAGGCUGGAGCCCGCUUAGCCUCAGUGGAGUUGUACACAGCUUCCCUGCUUUUAAUAAGGCCACAUAUGAAAGCCCACCCCACUGUCAGCUCCGAGUACCAGGCUCACCUCAAUCUGUCUUCUCCACUAUAACCACUGAGCAUCAGAUAUGCCUAAAAGGGGGGAAAAAAGCCCUGCCCAGUGUACAUACAGCCCUCCCUCUUGAGAGAAGACCAGAGCAGGAACAAACUGCACGUGUGACGCAUGCUGGUUACAUCCCCGAGUGCCCAGGCGGAUACGGUGGUAGUUCAGAGCGGUAUAAGAGCUUAUGUGGACUAGGAGGCACAGCCUGGCAGAGGGGGCUGUAAGAUGUUUGCAUAUCAGAUUGCAGCGAUACAAGUGAUGGAACAUGGCAUUAGGCAAGAAGGAGUCAGGCCAUACAGUGCAGAAAAAGAGCAGCCAAUCCAAAAGAUUUCUCAACUGGGUAUAACUCUGGAGAACCAGAGUGCGUCUGCCUUUUUCCCUCCCAGGCAAUUACUGAACUGCAACUUCCUGGCUUCAUGUGUUUCGUGGCAGGAGAGGGUUUUUUUGGACGCUU